CCGGUGUGUGUUCUUAUUCACUUCUUGCGCGGACUAAGGGUCCAGGUGCAAACCAGCAAUACUCGAGUAAUACGUAUCAGAAUGGCGACGGUUGCUACGAGCCCUCUUGCGGGACUGUCAUGUCUGUGGCCUGAUGGUGCAGAAAAACCCUCUCUACAGUCGUGGAUACAGUGGAAAACAUCUUUCCAACAUCAAAUGACUCUCUUUCUUGUGUUAAACCCCUCUAUCGUGUUAUCCGAUACCCAUUGGAUUAUGUUAUUCCGCCAAGCCCUUGGAUCAGAAGGACAACGUCAUUUUGACGCUAUGAACUUGAUGGCUAAGACCAGUAUUGUGCACGUGAUCCAGUUGUUUGAGGAAUUGUGGGGAAUCCAACAAAGUGUGUUUUCCGCUCGUUAUCAGUUUUUCAAGCUACAGCAACGAUGCGGAGAAAGUGUAAAUGAUUUCAUUGCCCGCAUUCAUCAAGCUACACCGGAAUGCCGGUACAAUACCAUUCCCUCAAGUCGGUUUGAAGAAGUCAUGAAAAUCCAGUGCCUAAUUGGUGGAGUUACAGAUGAUGGUGCGAGGGAAAAAUUAUUGUCACAGGAGGAAGAAACCCUUUCCUGGGAAAUGGCGUGUAACCUUGUACGUCAAAGGGAAAACCUAAAAUCCCAACUAUCCACCUUCAACCCUCCUCAGCCUGUGGAAUGUGUAAACAAACUGUCACCACGGUUAUCCUCUGAAAACAGGGUACGGAAGUUCGUCUGCUACCGAUGCGGGGAUCAGCACACUUCUCCCACCCAGUGUCCUCAUACUCGCACAAAGUGCAGAAAUUGCGGAAAACUUGGCCACCUGGCACGUGUUUGCCGUUCCCCACGGUCACAAGUCUCGAUCAAAUCAUUGAACUCCGACGACGGUGAGUGCCCAGAUUCCCAGCUA
Molecule: messenger RNA, 915 nt
Organism: Dicrocoelium dendriticum
Lineage: Eukaryota; Metazoa; Platyhelminthes; Trematoda; Plagiorchiida; Dicrocoeliidae
Source: the annotation of a GenBank genome assembly